Molecule: messenger RNA, 189 nt
Organism: Aplosporella prunicola CBS 121167
Lineage: Eukaryota; Fungi; Ascomycota; Dothideomycetes; Botryosphaeriales; Aplosporellaceae
Exons: 3
Coding region: 1-189 (62 amino acids)
Biological process (GO): translation
Cellular component (GO): ribosome; cytosolic small ribosomal subunit
Molecular function (GO): structural constituent of ribosome
Source: RefSeq, a predicted model, not a curated record
AUGGGUAAGGUUCACGGAUCUCUCGCGCGUGCCGGAAAGGUCAAGUCUCAGACCCCCAAGGUCGAGCCCCAGGAGAAGAAGAAGGUCCCCAAGGGCCGCGCGAAGAAGAGAAUAACUUACACUCGCCGUUUCGUCAACGUCACCAUGACCGGUGGCAAGAGGAAGAUGAACCCCAACCCUACUUCGUAG